Molecule: messenger RNA, 2046 nt
Organism: Poecilia reticulata (guppy)
Lineage: Eukaryota; Metazoa; Chordata; Actinopteri; Cyprinodontiformes; Poeciliidae
Gene: chrna7a
Product: cholinergic receptor, nicotinic, alpha 7a (neuronal)
Biological process (GO): monoatomic ion transmembrane transport
Cellular component (GO): postsynaptic membrane
Molecular function (GO): transmembrane signaling receptor activity; acetylcholine-gated monoatomic cation-selective channel activity
Source: RefSeq, a predicted model, not a curated record
GAUUUCAAAAGAAAAAGUGUUGGAUUAUGUUCGACGUAUUUGUCCAUUAAUAUUUUUCCUACCUUUGUGCAAUUGCUAUUUUUUUAAGAAGUACAGAAAGAGAAUUAUACGAGGAAUGGACGACGGGACCUGUUGUAAUGUAAUAAAUGCUUUGAUGGGUUAAUCCAUUAAUGAUGAAAUAACUUCCCUAACGUUCUCAGAAGAUUGUUAAAAGGCGAGGCAAACUCUCGAAGGAGGAUCGAUCUUAUCCAAAAAGUGUCCGGCCGCGUAUAGUUUAUUAGGAGGAGUUUGUGUCUUAGCCGCUGCGCCCUCCCUCGCCACCUUCAGUAUCAUCAUCAUUCCCGCAUCUUCCCGCAGCUCCAGCGAUAAUCUGUGGGGAAAGCUGGUCGGUUCAACAUGGAUCUGCUGAAGUUCAUGCUUUUUGUAGGGAUCUCUGUCUGCACAGUGAAAGUUUCUCAACAAGGUCCAUCUCAGCGCAAAUUGUACAGUAAUCUGAUGACCGGGUACAACCCGCUGGAGAGACCGGUUUUCAACGACUCUCAGAGCCUCACGGUUUACUUUGGCCUCAGCCUCAUGCAGAUCAUGGAUGUGGAUGAGAAGAACCAGGUUCUAACAACCAACAUUUGGCUUCAGCUGUACUGGAAUGACUAUUACCUCCAGUGGAACCCAUUGGACUACCCGGGCGUGACCAACGUGAGAUUUCCCGACCAUCUCAUUUGGAAACCAGACAUCCUGCUUUACAACAGUGCAGAUGAAAGGUUUGAUGCAACAUUUCACACCAACAUUUUGGUCAACUCCUCAGGCGCUUGUUCGUAUCUUCCUCCAGGCAUCUUCAAGAGCACCUGCUACAUCGAUGUCCGUUGGUUCCCCUUUGACGUCCAGAGGUGUGAUCUGAAGUUUGGCUCCUGGACGUACGGAGGCUGGUCCCUGGAUCUGAAGAUGGUGGAGGCAGACGUCACUGGCUACAUCGCCAAUGGAGAGUGGGAUCUUGUUGAGGUACCAGGUCGAAGGAACGAGCGUUUUUACGAAUGCUGCGACGAGCCCUACCCUGACAUCACCUUCACGGUGGUGAUGAGAAGACGGACGCUCUACUACGGCCUCAACCUGCUCAUCCCGUGCGUCCUGAUCUCCACCCUCGCUCUGCUCGUCUUCCUCCUGCCGGCCGACUCUGGGGAAAAGAUCUCACUGGGCAUUACAGUUCUGCUCUCCCUGACGGUCUUUAUGCUGCUAGUUGCAGAGAUUAUGCCUGCCACAUCAGACUCAGUGCCUUUAAUAGCUGAAUACUUUGCCACAACCAUGGUCAUUGUUGGUCUGUCUGUGAUUGCAACUGUUUUGGUCCUGCAAUAUCACCACCAUGAUCCUGAUGGAGGAAAGAUGCCAAAAUGGACCCGUGUGAUCCUGUUGAACUGGUGUGCCUGGUUCCUGCGCAUGAAGCGACCCGGUGAAGACAGAGUGCGCUCAGCCUGCCACAACAAGACCCGACGGAGCAGCCUGACCAGCAUGGACCUCAACGCCAGCAGCUCUGUCUCCCAGUCCACCAACGGCCACAUGCUCUACGUCGGCGUCCGCGGCCUGGAGAGCAUCCACUGCUCCACAGCCGCCACCUCUCCCGAUUCCGGGGUCCUCUGCGGGCGGCUGAUCGGACGAGCCGGCGAGGACGAGUUGCUCCUGCCGUCAAGUCAGAGCCCCAGCAUGGGGUACAUGGAGCUGGAGCUGGCCAAGAUCCUGGACGAGGUGCGGUACAUCGCCAAAAGGUUUCGUGACCAGGACGAGGACGAGACCGUGUGCAACGAGUGGAAGUUUGCCGCGUCUGUCAUCGACAGGCUUUGCCUCAUGGCUUUCUCUCUCUUCACCAUCCUCUGCACCAUCGGGAUCCUCAUGUCGGCACCCAAUUUUGUAGAAGCCAUUUCCAAAGACUUUUUUACAUGAGGAGAUUGAAGUAAAAUUUGAUGGUAAAAAAAAAAUCUGGCACCCUGCUAAUGAAAUGAUGUAUAAAUUCACAGGGCAGUAAUCUGGAUACAGCAAUUUCUUCUGUUUACAAAUGCG